GCCUUGUACCCACGUUCACGGCCAAACCUAUCUUCAAUUUUCUACCCUAAUAUUCGUGGAUUUUCCAGCUCCUUCUUGAGAAGGUAGAUUAACAGUCACAGAGAACCAGGGGAGAUUCGAAGCAGGGACGUCCAGAUCAUGUCCGGUAUGUACGGCCAAAACGGUGAUUCCGCCGCUCCGCCUUACCAAGGCGGUGGUGGUGGAUACGGCGGCGGAGGAUAUGGAGGUGGCGGAGGCGGAGGCGGAGGUGGAGGAGGCGGAUAUGGAGGUUAUGGCGGCGGAGGUCGUGGCGGUAGAGGUGGUGGUGGAGGAGGAUACGGAGGAGGCGGCGGCGGUGGUGGCGGCGGUUAUCCAGGAGGAGGAGAUCGUGGUGGCAGAGGUGGCUCCGGCGGCAGAGGAGGUGGUCGAGGUGGAGGUAGUGGCAGAGAUGGUGAUUGGCUUUGCCCUAAUCCUGGUUGUGGGAACUUGAACUUUGCAAGAAGAACUGAGUGCAAUAAGUGCAACACGCCUUCUCCCGCUGGUGCCAACAAUGAUCGCGGUGGUGGUGGUGGAGGUGGAGGUGGGAAUGGUUAUAACAGAGGGGGUGGGUAUUCUGGUAAUCGAGGGAGUGGCAGAGAUGAUGGUAAUAGAGGUGGAAGUUACAGCAGUGGUGGUAGAAGUGGUGGUUAUGAGAGUAGAAGUGGAGGCGGCAGCGGCAGUAGAGGUGGUUCUUAUGGUGGUAGAGGAGAUGAUGAUGGAUAUAAUCAGGUGCCGCCACCUGCAGCAGCUCCAGCUUAUGGUAGUGGUGGAGGUAAUUAUCCUCAACCUCCCAACUCAUAUGGAGGGAAUGCUAAUUAUGGUGGUGCCAAUGCAGUUGCGCCACCUACAAGCUAUACUGGUGGUCCUACAAGCUAUACUGGUGGUCCUACAUCAUACCCUCCUGUGGCUGGCUAUGGCGGUGAAGCUACUGGUGAUACAAGAGGCGGUGGUCGUGGUGGCCCUCCAGGUGGGUAUGGUAGCAGUGGUGGAUCAAGGAAUCAAGGAGGAAGUGGUGGUUAUGGUGGUAAUGGUGCUAGUGCUGAUGCAGCUCCAUCAAUUAAGCAAUGUGAUGAGAAUUGUGGCGACAACUGCGACAACUCUAGAAUUUACAUAUCUAAUUUGCCUGCUGAUGUGACGGUUGAAGAAUUGAAAGAGCUGUUCGGUGGAAUUGGACAAGUUGGAAGGAUUAAGCAGAAGAGGGGCUACAAGGAUCAAUGGCCUUGGAACAUAAAGAUAUAUACUGAUGAAAAGGGCACCCAGAAAGGGGAUGCAGUUUUGUCUUAUGAGGAUCCAUCUGCUGCACAUUCUGCUGGUGGCUUCUACAACAAUUACGAGAUGAGAGGUAAAAAAAUUAGUGUUGUCAUGGCAGAGAAGACAGCUUUGAGGCAACCUGAGCACGGUGGAGGCGGAAGAGGUGGUGGUGGAUAUGGUGGGCGGAGGGAUAACUACAGAGACGGUUCUGGGCCCGACAGGCAUCAGCAUGGAGGGAACCGUUCACGCCCGUACUAAGGACUCUCUGCUCUCUGUUAUGCCGUUAUUUUGUACUCUAGGAAUUGUGUCUGAGGGUGUUUUACUAUGUUCCAUUACCUUGAGGGGUUGUUCUUAACUGGAGGGAGACUAAGAGGUAGGUUGUUCACAGAGCAAUACCCCUUUCUCUCCUUUCCUGUUUACUGUAGACUUGAUCGUUCCCCCCUAUGCACACAAUUGAUUCAGCUUGUGUGAAUUCUUUUCUUUAUAGACGCAAGUGGAUAGAAACUCCGAAUUGCUUGCUUGCUGCUUAAGGUAGGUUGGUUGUAUUCAGGUGAGUAAUCAGCUUCUUUUGCCGUCGUGCAUUAGUCCCAAGUUAUAUUGCAUGCCUGAAAAUGGUCCGAGGAUAAUACACUAGCUGGGUUGGAUGUUUGUUUCUUUCCAACAGUCAGUGUUUUCGCGCAGGAUAUGGGUGGGUGCUACUAUGCUGUUUGAAACAAACUAUUGUAUGCCUU
Messenger RNA from Linum trigynum, 2000 nucleotides. The record is from the annotation of a GenBank genome assembly. Lineage: Eukaryota; Viridiplantae; Streptophyta; Magnoliopsida; Malpighiales; Linaceae.